This is a messenger RNA of Tetrapisispora phaffii CBS 4417, 1308 nucleotides long. RefSeq names its product ornithine-oxo-acid transaminase (gene CAR2). The transcript has a single exon. Gene Ontology annotation, cellular component: cytoplasm. The record is from RefSeq and is a predicted model, not a curated record. Gene Ontology annotation, molecular function: identical protein binding; L-ornithine transaminase activity; pyridoxal phosphate binding. The coding region runs from base 1 to 1308 and encodes 435 amino acids. NCBI's taxonomy places the organism in Eukaryota, Fungi, Ascomycota, Saccharomycetes, Saccharomycetales, Saccharomycetaceae.
AUGUCGUUGGGUUUCCUUUCCUCAGAGGAGACUGUAAAAUUGGAGCAUGAGUAUUCCGCUCAUAAUUAUCAUCCCCUACCGGUAGUCUUUCAUAAAGCUUCAGGCGCAAAAGUUUGGGAUCCAGAAGGCAAUGAAUACUUGGAUUUCUUAUCUGCUUAUUCGGCUGUCAACCAAGGCCAUUGUCAUCCAAAAAUUGUUAGAGCGUUAAUUGAGCAAGCGCAAGUUCUAACUUUAUCUUCAAGAGCGUUUUCAAAUGAUGUCUUUGCGCAUUUUGCCGAAUACGUCACAAAUUAUUUCAAUUAUGAAAUGGUUUUGCCAAUGAAUACAGGCGCUGAAGCAGUAGAGACAGCUCUGAAGUUGGCAAGAAGAUGGGGCUACGAAAAGAAAGGCAUUCCCGCCGACCAAGCAAUCAUAUUCGGCGUGGAAGGCAAUUUCCAUGGCAGAACAUUCGGGGCAAUUUCUUUAUCGACUGAUGAGCAAGAUUCAAGAAAGCAUUUCGGUCCCUUUCUGAAAAAUACAAUGGCCAACUUGCCAGAUGAUUUUAAUCAUAAAUUAAGGUACGGUAAUAUUGAGGAUAUUCAAUUAGUCUUUGAAAAAUAUGGCCCAUUGGUUGCUGCUAUUAUUGUUGAACCGAUUCAAGGUGAAGCAGGUAUCGUGGUACCACCGAAUGAUUAUCUACCUAAAAUUCAACAAUUAUGUAGGAAAUAUAACGUUCUAUUCAUUUGUGAUGAAAUUCAAACAGGGAUAGGCAGAACAGGAAAAAUGUUGUGUUUUGAACAUUUUGAAGGCGUUAAACCAGAUAUGGUCCUAUUAGGAAAAGCUAUUUCCGGCGGCGUGCUACCUGUCUCGUGUGUUUUGUCUUCAAAAGAUAUUAUGUUGACAUUACCUCCAGGAUCACAUGGUUCGACGUACGGUGGUAAUCCACUUUCAUCAAGAGUCGCUAUUGCCGCUUUAGAGGUCAUUAAAGAAGAGAAACUGGUCCAAAGAGCAGAAACUUUGGGCAAUUUACUGCUAUCAAAAUUGAAUGAUUUGAAAAAUUCAGAUAGUGCAAAAGGAAUGAUUUCAGAAGUACGGGGUAAAGGUCUUUUAACUGCAAUUGUCAUCGAUUCUCAAAGGGCUAAUGGCAGAACAGCAUGGGAUCUCUGUCUACUAAUGAAAUCCCAUGGUGUCUUGGCAAAACCAACACAUGACCAUAUCAUCAGAUUAGCUCCCCCUCUUGUCAUCUCAGAAGAAGACUUGAUGAAAGGUAUUAGAGCCAUCGAAAUGUCAUUGUCAGAAUUACCAAAUGCACCAGUAUCGGGUCAUUGA